GCGCGGCCGGCCCGGCCCCGCACCGACCCCCAUGCAGGACACCGAGGAGAGCCCGGCGGCCGCCGCGCCGCCCGACGCCCAGGGGCCCGGGGAGGAGCCCGAGCAGACGGACGGGCCCCCGCCGCCGGCGGAGCCGCAGCAGCAGCAGCAGGAGGAGGAGGAGGAGGAGGGAGAGGGGCAGGAAGAAGAAGGCGAGUCUGAGGCGCCGCCGGGGCCCCCCGAGCCGCCGCCGCCGCCCGCCGCCGAGGAGCCCGCCGCAGCCCCCGAGCCCGAGCAGCCGCCGCCUCGGCCGUCCUCGCCUCAGCCGCCGUCCGGCCGCGAAAGCCCCGAGAAGGCGGAGGCGAAGGCGGAGGCGGAGCCCGAGGCCGAGCCGCCGGCCGGGGCCGAGCCGGCGGCGGAGGCGGCCAAGACCGAGCCGGCGGCGGAGGCCGAGGCCGAGCCCGGCGCGGCGCAGGAGAAUGGGGAGGCCGCGCCCGCUGCCCCGGUCGAGCCCGAGGACGAGAUUUCCUUCAGCGACCCCGAGGACUUCGUGGACGACAUCAGCGACGAAGAAUUACUUGGUGAUGUGCUGAAAGAUCGGCCGCAGGAAGCAGAUGGAAUUGACUCAGUAAUCGUCGUGGAUAAUGUUCCCCAGGUUGGACCAGACCGACUUGAGAAACUGAAGAAUGUCAUCCACAAAAUAUUUUCAAAGUUUGGUAAAAUUAUCAAUGAAUUUUAUCCAGAAGCAGAUGGGAAGACAAAAGGGUACAUCUUUCUGGAGUACAUGUCUCCAUCUCAUGCAGUGGAUGCUGUGAAGAAUGCAGAUGGAUACAAACUGGAUAAACAGCACACUUUCAGAGUCAACCUUUUCACAGACUUUGAUAAGUACAUGACAAUCAGUGAUGAAUGGGAAAUCCCUGAGAAACAGCCGUUUAAGGAUUUGGGGAAUCUCCGAUACUGGUUGGAAGAUCCUGAUUGUAGGGAUCAGUACAGUGUGAUCUUUGAGUCAGGAGACCGGACCUCCAUUUUUUGGAAUGAUAUCAAGGAACCUGUUCAAAUUGAGGACAGAGCACGGUGGACAGAAACCUAUGUACGUUGGUCCCCAAAGGGUACCUACUUGGCUACAUUCCACCAGAGAGGCAUCGCACUUUGGGGUGGAGAGAAGUUCAAGCAGAUUCAAAGGUUUAGUCACCAGGGAGUGCAGCUUAUUGACUUCUCGCCCUGUGAAAGGUAUUUAGUGACCUUCAGCCCUUUGAUGGACACGCAGGAUGACCCUCAGGCUAUUAUCAUCUGGGAUAUUCUGACUGGGCAAAAGAAGCGAGGAUUCCACUGUGAAAACUCAGCUCACUGGCCUAUUUUUAAAUGGAGUCAUGAUGGUAAAUUCUUUGCUCGAAUGACUUCAGAUACGCUCAGCAUCUAUGAAACACCUUCUAUGGGUUUGUUGGACAAAAAAAGCUUGAAAAUCACUGGGAUAAGAGACUUCUCAUGGUCUCCAGGUGGUAACAUAAUUGCUUUCUGGGUGCCUGAGGACAAAGACAUCCCAGCAAGAGUGACUUUGAUGCAGCUGCCUUCUAGACAAGAAAUUCGUGUGCGGAAUUUGUUCAAUGUUGUAGAUUGUAAACUACACUGGCAGAAGAAUGGGGAUUACCUGUGUGUGAAGGUAGACAGGACUCCCAAAGGCACGCAGGGAGUAGUGACCAACUUUGAAAUAUUCCGAAUGAGAGAGAAACAGGUGCCAGUGGAUGUGGUGGAAAUGAAAGAAAGCAUCAUAGCCUUUGCUUGGGAACCAAAUGGAAGCAAGUUUGCUGUGUUGCAUGGAGAAACUCCACGAAUUUCAGUUUCCUUUUACCAUGUUAAAAACAAUGGGAAAAUAGAACUCAUAAAAACGUUUGACAAACAGCAGGCAAACACGAUAUUCUGGAGUCCUCAAGGGCAAUUUGUAGUGUUGGCUGGCCUCAGAAGCAUGAACGGUGCCUUAGCAUUUGUUGAUACAUCUGACUGCACCAUGAUGAAUAUUGCCGAACACUAUACAGCUUCAGAUGUGGAAUGGGAUCCUACGGGCAGAUACAUUGUGACUUCUGUGUCUUGGUGGAGCCACAAGGUGGACAAUGCAUAUUGGUUAUGGACCUUCCAAGGCCGUCUACUUCAGAAAAACAAUAAAGACAGGUUCUGUCAGCUUCUCUGGAGACCACGACCAACGACCUUGCUCAGUGAGGAUCAGAUAAAGCAAAUUAAGAAGGACCUGAAGAAGUACUCCAAGAUAUUUGAGCAGAAGGAUCGCCUGAGCCAGUCCAAAGCUUCAAAGGAGCUAGUGGAAAGGAGACGUACAAUGAUGGAAGAGUUCAGAAAGUACCGCAAAAUGGCACAAGAAUUGUACAUGGAGCAGAGGAACGAGCGUUUAGAGCUUCGAGGAGGGGUAGACACAGAUGAGCUGGACAGCAAUGUCGAUGACUGGGAGGAGGAAACUGUUGAAUUUUUUAUCAAUGAAGAAAUUAUUACCCUUGCAGAACCAGAGUAAUUAAUAAAACUGUGCACCACCAUAUCUUGUGCUGAAAAGAAGUUCGUUCAUUUUCAGAAAGCCUACAUCAACUUUGGAAUUUUUAAUACAUAUUCUUGCACUCUGGAAGGGUGGAUGCACCAGAUUUUCUCCAUUCUGACACAUUGUAGUGCCUUUAAGUCUUGCUGCCUGCUGCAGUGAGAUACUGGAAAGGCGCUGCUUUUAAAUUUUUAUUCUUUUGGGGGGGGGGGAUUUUUUUUUUCUUUUUAAAUUCACUACUACCAGUAUUUACUUCCUGGCUGCCGUACAGUACUUGCCAGCUGGCAGUUUUUGACUAUUGCCAGUGAGGUGAGAUUCAUCAGUGCACCUCUGUCUUACACACACACACACAUAUGAUGUUACUGUUUCAGGACUCUUUCUAUGUCCCGAGUGCAUGGACAGGUGUUCAUUUUGUCUGGGGAAAAGUCAACAGAACCAUUUUUCGUAUGAUGUGUUCUAGUGUGCUGAAGCAGCACUACAGUGGGCUAUAUCCUCCUCCUUUCAGAUUGUGAAAGGAUGUCUCCCUCAAAGAGCUGAAUAUGGAAAUAAAAGCAGACCUAUACUAAAA
This is a messenger RNA of Gymnogyps californianus (California condor), 3083 nucleotides long. RefSeq names its product eukaryotic translation initiation factor 3 subunit B (gene EIF3B). The transcript is spliced from 19 exons. Bases 32 to 2497 code for a protein of 821 amino acids. Gene Ontology annotation, cellular component: eukaryotic translation initiation factor 3 complex. Gene Ontology annotation, biological process: translational initiation. NCBI's taxonomy places the organism in Eukaryota, Metazoa, Chordata, Aves, Accipitriformes, Cathartidae. Gene Ontology annotation, molecular function: RNA binding; translation initiation factor binding; translation initiation factor activity. The record is from RefSeq and is a predicted model, not a curated record.